This is a messenger RNA of Juglans regia (Persian walnut), 2280 nucleotides long. Its product is annotated as dihydroxy-acid dehydratase, chloroplastic-like. The record is from RefSeq and is a predicted model, not a curated record. Lineage: Eukaryota; Viridiplantae; Streptophyta; Magnoliopsida; Fagales; Juglandaceae. Gene Ontology annotation, cellular component: chloroplast stroma. Bases 197 to 2038 code for a protein of 613 amino acids. The transcript is spliced from 14 exons. Gene Ontology annotation, biological process: branched-chain amino acid biosynthetic process. Gene Ontology annotation, molecular function: dihydroxy-acid dehydratase activity.
UCCAACAUCAAACGAGCCCGACAGGGGUGAAGACGAGUCAUGGCCACAGGUGCAAAACGCAUGCCUUGAGUUCGUGUCUUUCACUCCCUCUACAAACAACAGGGAAUCCAGGCGUUCAAAACCCCCCUCGCAUCUUCAAAUAAAAUAAAAGCCCUCAAUCCCCUCCCUAAACCCCAGUGAAACACGACGCGCCGCAAUGCAAGCCACUCUAGUAGCCCCAACCCCUCGCGCCGCCCUGAUUGCCUCACACUAUGGGCCAAGUCAAUACCGCACCUCCUUCUCUCUCCGAGCGUCCGUCUCCUCCCCACCUCCCCCGUCUGUCACCGUCGACUCUUCGUCCGCACCCCCCACCACCCAAACCUACAAGCUUAACAAGUAUAGCUCCCGCGUCACCGAGCCCAAGUCCCAGGGUGGGUCCCAGGCGAUCCUCCUUGGCGUGGGCCUCUCCGAAGACGACUUGUUGAAGCCCCAGAUCGGCAUCUCCUCCGUCUGGUACGAGGGCAACACCUGCAAUAUGCAUCUACUCGGGCUCUCCGAGGCUGUCAAGGAAGGUGUCCGGGAGGCUGGUAUGGUUGGGUUCAGGUUUAACACCAUUGGGGUCAGUGACGCUAUCUCUAUGGGGACCAGAGGCAUGUGCUACAGCCUGCAGUCCAGGGACCUCAUCGCUGAUAGCAUUGAGACAGUGAUGAGUGCUCAGUGGUACGAUGGGAAUAUUUCUAUUCCUGGUUGUGACAAGAAUAUGCCAGGUACAAUUAUGGCAAUGGGCCGGCUUAAUCGACCAAGUAUUAUGGUUUAUGGUGGAACUAUCAAGCCUGGUCAUUUUCAAGGCCAUUCUUAUGAUAUCAUCUCUGCCUUUCAGUGUUAUGGAGAAUUUGUUAGUGGAUCCAUAACUGAUGAGCAGAGGAAGAUUGUUGUCCGUAACUCAUGCCCUGGGGCAGGGGCUUGUGGUGGGAUGUAUACGGCUAAUACCAUGGCUUCUGCUAUUGAAGCAAUGGGAAUGUGUCUGCCUUACAGCUCUUCGACACCUGCUGAAGAUCCAUUGAAGUUGGAUGAGUGCCGUUUAGCAGGAAAGUAUCUUUUGGAAUUACUAAAGAUGGACUUGAAACCACGAGAUAUUAUCACUCCAAAAUCCCUACGUAAUGCGAUGGUUAUUGUCAUGGCACUAGGUGGCUCUACAAAUGCUGUAUUACACUUGAUUGCUAUUGCAAGGUCUGUUGGUCUGGAACUAACUCUUGAUGAUUUUCAAAAGGUCAGCGAUGAGGUUCCAUUUCUUGCAGAUCUUAAGCCUAGUGGCAAAUAUGUCAUGGAGGAUGUACACAAGAUUGGAGGAACACCUGCUGUCAUUCGCUACCUUUUGGAGCACGGUCUUCUAGAUGGGGAUUGUAUGACUGUCACUGGAAAGACACUGGCAGAAAAUGCAGCAAUGUUCCCUCCCUUAGCCAAGGGACAGGAUGUAAUACGACCAUUGGAAAACCCCAUAAAGAAAACAGGCCACAUCCAGAUAUUAUAUGGAAAUCUUGCACCAAAUGGUUCUGUAGCAAAAAUCACUGGAAAAGAAGGGCUAUAUUUCUCUGGUCCUGCACUUAUAUUUGAAGGAGAGGAAUCUAUGAUUGCAGCUAUCUCAGAGGAUCCUCUGAGCUUUAAGGGAAAGGUAGUCAUUAUUAGAGGAGAGGGGCCGAAGGGGGGACCAGGCAUGGCUGAAAUGUUGACACCAACAAGUGCAAUAAUGGGUGCAGGUCUUGGAAAGGAUGUUGCUUUGUUGACUGAUGGUAGGUUUUCAGGAGGUUCACAUGGAUUUGUUGUUGGCCACAUAUGCCCUGAAGCACAGGAAGGUGGUCCGAUUGGUUUGAUUGAAAAUGGAGACAUCAUCAAUGUUGAUGUUCAGAAGAGGAGAAUAGAUGUGCAGGUAACGGAUGAGGAGAUGGAGCGGCGACGGAAGAAAUGGACUCCACCUGCAUAUAAGGUCAACAGAGGAGUGCUUUACAAGUACAUCAAGAACGUGCAGUCGGCUUCAAAGGGAUGCGUGACUGAUGAGUAGUGUGGCAGCCAGCCCGUAGAGUACAUGCCUCUUAUUGCGGCUAUUUUGGGUAUCUGGCAAAUUUUACUUCAUCUGCUCUUUAUUAUUUCAGGUAGAACUAGUUUUUCUCUCCAUAGUUUCUCAAACCAGUACUUUUUGAAUUUGCAUAAAUGACGUACGAACAUGUUGCUUAUCUUAAUGGAUUUUGGGACGGAUUGAUACACCUACUUGGGUUGAACUCACUAUUGAAAACUCAGCUUGCA